Molecule: messenger RNA, 1095 nt
Organism: Brienomyrus brachyistius
Lineage: Eukaryota; Metazoa; Chordata; Actinopteri; Osteoglossiformes; Mormyridae
Product: transcription factor GATA-3-like
Exons: 5
Coding region: 1-1095 (364 amino acids)
Biological process (GO): cell fate commitment; negative regulation of transcription by RNA polymerase II; positive regulation of transcription by RNA polymerase II
Molecular function (GO): zinc ion binding; DNA-binding transcription factor activity, RNA polymerase II-specific; RNA polymerase II cis-regulatory region sequence-specific DNA binding
Source: RefSeq, a predicted model, not a curated record
AUGGAUGACUCUGCAGAGCAUCCUUGCUGGGUCUCCUCAUCACUCUUGGGCCUGAACACCCUAGCCAACUUCCCCCCCGGUGAGGACGGUCACCAUGGUUAUCCAUCCUCCAUCCUGAGUAACAUCCACUGGUUUGAGGGGUCUGGGGGCCAUUCUCAGGGUCCUUCCUAUGGCCCCCUGCCUACUGUAUGGGCUGGUGGACCUUUCGCUAAGCACCCUCUGCACACCCACACACCACAGCCCCCCCACACCUCCAGUCCGGCGUCUUCCUUCAUCUCCCCCAUGGACGCGCUACUCUUCCUGUCAUGCGAUGGAAAGCAGAGUGUCAGCUUCGAAGAGGCCUUGAAGGUCGAGCAGCCCGGCAUGAUGGACGGGGGUGCUGGGGACUUCCCAAUCCUGAGCUCUGGUGUGGGGGGCGUCUCUGCACCCCCCCCUCGAAGCCACUCCCAUGUGGUGACACCCUACAGCUGCUCCGUGGGCCCCCACCAACAUUACAGGACGGGCGCCCAUCACACGUCACCAGCUGCAUGGAGCUCCACACCACAUUCCCCAACGCUGUGGAAGAUGAGAGCUUCCUCACCAACUCGAGAUUGUGUGAAUUGUGGAGCCCGGAUCACACCGCUGUGGCAUCGUGAUGCAGCGGGUCACUACUUGUGCAAUUCCUGUGGAGUGAACCAUAAGAUGAAGAGACAGAAGAGGCCCCUCCUCCAGCCCAAAAACAGAUUGAUGGCGUCCAGGAGGGUUGGUAUGCAGUGUGCCAACUGCCACACCAGAAGCACCAGCCUGUGGAGGCGCAAUGCCAGUGGCGAAGCCGUUUGUAACGCCUGCGGCCUCUACUUUAAGCUGCAUAAUGUGAACCGGCCUCUCACCAUGAAGAAGGACACCAUCCAGACGCGGAACCGCAAGGUGUCCACCUGGAACAAGAAAAUGAGGCGUGGUGAUGGGCCGGCCCACGAGCCCUGCACGCCCAAGCCCCCCGUCCCUGAGCAGUAUGCAGGCUCAGACGCUAUGGCCUCGCCCGCGUAUACAUACCCCACCCCCCUUCUCCCACCCCCCUCCACACUGCAGUCUGAAAUGCGGCCCACACUGGGCUGA